UAUCGUACCAGGAGGGGAUGGUAUACGAGGAACAAGGAGGGAUACGGGCACUGCGAUCUCUCCGUUAGGACGUAGUACUCCGGAGGAAGAGUACGGCGCGAGUGAGAAGCGACAACCGCACGAAUGGGUAGGAGUGACCGUGACGGAGAGUGAGAGAGAGAGUGGACGGAGAAACGGUGGUUGGUGAAACAGGGAAGGAAACUUCGGAGAGAGUGCGAGAGAAAUCGACUGCGAAGAACAGAGACGAAACGAGGUGAACGAGCGAGCAAGAGACGGACGACGGUACAGAGUGGCGGUACACGGGGCGCGAGAAAAGCGGUAGUGUGCCGUGGACCACCGCACUGGCAUACCGUGAUUCGUUACGAUCCCCAUCGUCCUCUCUGACUCGUACCGGACCAGACAGUCGUCAGCGAAGUCACAAUACGACAAGUGCUAGUGCAGUGCGAACUAGCGGAGUCACUUUUGAUUCCGUGACAGAUCGACCGGCUUUUCAAGAGGCCUUUACCUGAUCGAACGCGAAAAUUUAGUUUAUUUUAAAAAGAGGAAGAGAGAGAGAAAGAGAGAGAACCGCCCGCGAGGGUGGCUGUCGCGUGCCGGCUGACCGAAUCGUCGUCGGGCGAGCACGCGGUAGAGGAACCCACAGGCAAUUUUAUAGCCCGUCUUAUUACCUAAGUUUAUUGCAUCGUAACGGUUUAACGAUCAUCGCCUGUUUCCAUAGUCGAGACCACCAGUUUAUGCUUUGCCUGUAGCGGUAACCAUAACAAGACCAUAAAAGCCCCCGGCCGCUGACAUGAGACCCAUUCUGAAUUACACUCUUACGGCCUACUGAUAUUGACACUCUGGGUGUAACCAGCUAUACCUGCCGAUGACUUUUAUUACCUCUUAAAAUUGUUUAAUGCUCGUUUAUUUGUCCCUCGUCAACUCUAUCACUUGUCGCCACCCGUGUCAAACAUAUCGCUUUCUUAAGCGCGUACGUUUUAACUUGGAACGUAGUACGAGGUCAGAGGUUUUAACUUCUGUUUAAUUUGAACAAGUUAAAUCGGUGUAACCCGGCAUCGGAAUUGGAGUACGGACUAGUGAAUUCGACUAGCCGUGUGCACUCCAUGUAACUGCGGGCCGCUUUGAACUCUGACUUCUUUCUUCGCUUUUUUUGAGUGCCGGUGUUUUAGUGUAAGUGAUCCAAAAUACCCGGGAUAAUGAACUCGUACUUUGAGCAGACCGCGGGUGGCUUCUACGGAAGCCACCAUCAUCAAACAGGAGCGGCGAGUCAACAUCAUGAUCCAGCCACUGCAGCAGCGUAUCGAAGCUUUCCACUCGGAUUAGGUAUGUCGCCCUACGCCUCGGCGCAGCAUCAUCAUCACACCUCAUCCUCGUUAGGAAUCCACCCAGGCGGUGGAAGCAAUACAAGACCACCUCAAGACUCGCCGUAUGAUGCGAGCGUUGCGACGGCCUGCAAGCUUUAUUCGACGACACCUGAGGCGACCGGUCACACCACGUCCUCAUAUUCAACAACGGCAACGAAAGACUGUAAGCAACAGGAUCAAACGUCGACCCAUCAAAACGGUUAUGCCGCGGUGAUGGCAGCGGCGGCGGUCAAGGACGUUUGGCAGUCAGCGACCUCGGGAGCGAACAGCCAGAGUAAUUCGGUCGUACGUCCCUCCGCGUGUACCCCAGAGAGCACAAGGGUCAGCAGCUACGGUGGCCUCGUAGGCGGCGAUCCGGCAUCGAGUCCUGGUAACAACAGUUCGUCAAGAUCACUCACGUCGUCUUGGAACACCUGCAGUUUAAACUCGUCCGCGAGUCAACCGGUCGCCACGCAACUGCAUCAGCAACCUACUACCAACCAUACCUUCUACCCUUGGAUGGCUAUAGCAGAUCCACCCGAGUCCGACCUGUCUACGAACCCGCCAGUUCAACUCAAUCCGUCGUCGAUGCCUCAUCGAUAGCUGCCUCUAACCGAGAAAUGUGUAGUCGCGAAUUCGAUCUGUCUCAAGCAUCUUUUAAUAUAUUAUGUUAACGGGUUCGAGAUUAUAUCUGUGUUUAUGUGAAAUAGUUGCGAGAGUGUAGAUCAAGAGUGCCCAUAUGUCAAUAUUAUAUAUACUCUGA
This is a messenger RNA of Temnothorax curvispinosus, 2106 nucleotides long. Its product is annotated as homeotic protein ultrabithorax-like. Bases 1197 to 1946 code for a protein of 249 amino acids. The record is from RefSeq and is a predicted model, not a curated record. NCBI's taxonomy places the organism in Eukaryota, Metazoa, Arthropoda, Insecta, Hymenoptera, Formicidae. The transcript is spliced from 2 exons.